AUGUUGAAUUCUAAAGCCCAUGUGUGAAGCCUGCUAGCCUGGUUGGUUGCCCCUGCCAGUCUCUGUUUAGCUAUUGGCGCAUGAUACGGAGUAAGAGUGGAAUGUUACAGAGACUGGUACCCAGCACGCACGGAGUACAAGGAGUGUAAUGUUACAGAGACUGGUACCCAGCACGGAGUACAAGGAGUGUAAUGUUACAGAGACUGGUACCCAGCACGGAGUACAAGGCGUGUAAUGUUACAGAGACUGGUACCCAGCACGGAGUACAAGGAGUGUAAUGUUACAGAGACUGGUACCCAGCACGGAGUACAAGGCGUGUAAUGUUACAGAGACUGGGACCCAGCACGGAGUACAAGGAGUGAAAUGUUACAGAGACUGGUACCCAGCACAGAGUACAAGGAGUGUAAUGUUACAAAGACUGGUACCCAGCACGGAGUACAAGGAGUGUAAUGUUACAGAGACUGGUAUUUAGCACAGAUUACAAAGAGUUGGAUGUUACAGACACUGGCCCCCAGACUAGAAGCCUACAGCCUAGGUUUGAUUGCAUAGGAACAAAAGGAUUUGAAUUGCAAUGAUUGUUUUCAAUUAAAAUUUUAUAAGCAAAGAGAAAUUUCUAAUAAAUCAUUUUGCUAGGACUGUAAGGGAGUGGUCUGAUAUCAACAGUUUACCUUCCAAGUUAGGAAUAAACUGUGACUCAUUUUUGUACCCUCAUCAAUAUAAUGGUACUGUUGUUUUUUAUUGAAGGAUCAGACGGUUGUUUUCCUGGUAUGGCCAACGCAAGUGUGUGUGGCCAAACACCCCUGGUGUUCCGGCUACACGAGGGAGCCCCAGAGCUGGUGAGAGAGGUGCUGCUGGAGAGAGGCUGGGAGGAGUAUGAUGAGCAGGGGCAGGAGGAGGGAGGCUGGAACCUCUACUGGCGCACCUCAGCCUUCCACAACUCAGACUAUGAGAACAUACUGCCAUGGCAGAGACUCAACCAUCACCCCAAGACUGUGGGCAUCACCCGCAAGGAUUGCCUGGCCAGAAACCUGAAGAGAAUGAGAGGGACGUUCGGCUCGGGUCUUUACAACUUCAGCCCGACAACUUUCAUCCUCCCCAAUGAUUACACCAGGUUUCUGGCAGAGUACACCAAGCAUCGUUUGAAGAAUGGAGGCAGGUCGGGGUAUUGGAUCUGCAAGCCAGUGGAUCUAUCAAGAGGCAGGGGCAUCUUUAUCUUUGAGGACAUCAGAGACUUGGUGUAUGACUCCUCAGUGAUCGUUCAGAGAUACAUCAGCAAUCCUCUCCUCAUCUCAGGGUACAAAUUUGACCUUCGGAUCUAUGUUUGUGUGAAAAGUUUUCAGCCCCUCAUCAUCUACAUGCAUCAGGAGGGAAUGGUACGCUUUGCGACUGAGAAAUACAAUUUGACAUCUUUGGACAACCUUUAUUCUCACCUGACCAACACGAGCAUUAAUAAGUUUGGCCCCUUCUACACAACAGACAAAGAGAGAGUGGGACAAGGAUGUAAGUGGACUAUGAGUAAAUUCCGCUGCUUUCUUCAUAGCCAAGGUAUCAAUGAACUGUUCCUCUGGCAAAAGAUCAACAACAUUGUCACACUAACUUUGCUCACCAUAGCCCCUUCCGUACCUUCCAGUCCCAACAGUGUUGAGCUCUUUGGGUUUGACAUCCUAAUUGAUGCCAAAUAUAAGCCAUGGCUACUAGAGGUUAACUACAGCCCUGCUCUCACCAUCGACUGCCAAGUAGACGUGACAGUCAAGAAAGUACUUCUCAAUGAUCUGGUUGAUCUGAUGAACUACAAGUCCAUGGACAGCGUUAGACAGAGAGGAUAUCUCAAACAGAAGUACAAACGCCCCUGCUAUCUAGGCAGCCAGUCUCUGCGGUCCCCAGUGCUCCCCAAGUCUACGUGUGAGCACCACCCAGGAAACAAGAAAAGUCACAGCAUCCAUUCUACGUUUUCUGACAGUAUGAGAUACUUUCCAUCAGUUGAGAUGAACCGGAUCCGCACUGCAAGGAAUUCCAUAAGCAACACCAAGGGCUCGGCUCUGAAUCCAAUACUCAUCCCACAUUCAAAGACUGCAGCUGUAACUGGAAACAGAAAGACACAUCCAGUGCUCUCACAGAUGACAGAGGCCAUCCAGUGGUCUGAGGUUUCAGACAUAGAGUCAGAGUUUGAUGACAGAAACCUGUCCACACGUGUUAGCCCAUGGCAGGCCUCAAGGCAACCAGCCGGGGGCUGCUGUAAGCUACCUGCCAUUCACAUUCAAAAGUACAAGACUCCUAAAUUCCCAUGGGACCCUAAAAGCCAAGAUAAGAGCACCCCACCACUCCGUGUGGGAGACUUCAUACUGACGUUUCCUUUUAAUGAGGUCACACUGAAGGCGUCGUGGGACAAGCUCAACGUUAAGACUGCAGUCCACGAGGUUCACAAGCUCAUCAGCCAGCUAGCAUCAGGAUGUAGCCACAAACAGAAGAGAGGGACGGAAGAUGAGUUGGAUAAAUGCAAAGAGAAAAAGGAUUUUGGGUCUUUGUUUUGGGGACCUACUAACCCUCCUCUACUUAGUGAGUGCCACUUGUCAAACUAACUGAGCAACUGAACA
This is a messenger RNA of Oncorhynchus mykiss (rainbow trout), 2594 nucleotides long. RefSeq names its product tubulin tyrosine ligase-like family, member 2 (gene ttll2). Gene Ontology annotation, cellular component: ciliary basal body. The record is from RefSeq and is a predicted model, not a curated record. Gene Ontology annotation, molecular function: tubulin-glutamic acid ligase activity; tubulin binding. Lineage: Eukaryota; Metazoa; Chordata; Actinopteri; Salmoniformes; Salmonidae. Gene Ontology annotation, biological process: microtubule cytoskeleton organization; protein polyglutamylation.